This is a messenger RNA of Planococcus citri (citrus mealybug), 4493 nucleotides long. RefSeq names its product G protein-coupled receptor kinase 2 (gene Gprk2). Gene Ontology annotation, cellular component: cytoplasm. Gene Ontology annotation, biological process: protein phosphorylation; signal transduction; regulation of signal transduction. The record is from RefSeq and is a predicted model, not a curated record. Bases 234 to 2018 code for a protein of 594 amino acids. The transcript has 13 exons. Gene Ontology annotation, molecular function: G protein-coupled receptor kinase activity; ATP binding. Lineage: Eukaryota; Metazoa; Arthropoda; Insecta; Hemiptera; Pseudococcidae.
UCUGAAUGUAAUUUGCGUUUCUUGAUUCAAUGAAGUUCGCGUUUUUACAUUAAUAUUUUUUUAGUUUUAAGUUGUUUUGUACGUAACGCUAAUGGAAAUAUCUUAAUUAUAUUUUUACUUUUCAUUUCUACGUAAUCGUAAUUGAAAUGCGCCCGCUAGUGUUAUUUUACAAAUAAAUCGUCUAAUGGGAAGUGGUCAACACCGACCCGCAAUCGGGAAAUUUAUUUAUCUGGAUGUUAUUUGUUAUGGAAUUGGAAAAUAUCGUUGCGAAUACUGUGUACUUGAAAGCAAGAGAAGGUGGUUCAGAUAACAACAAAGGCAAGAGUAAGAAAUGGAAGAGAAUUCUACAAUUUCCCCAUAUUACCCAGUGUCUCGAUCUCAUACAGAAAAUAAACGUUACGUACACUUACAUAGUUGAUGAACAACCUAUUGGUAGAUUAUUAUUUCGACAGUUUUGUCAAGAGUUGCAACCUCAAUUUCAUCGAUAUAAUGUUUUUUUAGAUUUUAUUGAAAAAUAUGAAUUGGAAUUGGAUGAAAAUAGAGCUGGCCUUGCGCACACAAUAUACCGCCGAUUCCUGCAACCAUCGGCUUCCGAGAUGAUCGACGUGUUGCAAGAAUGCAAAACUAUAUUGAGCUAUUGCGAGAAAAAUAUAGAUUCCGGGGAUCGUGAAUUAUUUGUAAAAUGCGCGGACGUAGUGAAAACAUUCCAAUCAAAAGAACCGUUUACAUUGUUCCGUUUAUCAAUGUACUUUCAUCGUUAUCUUCAAUGGAAAUGGCUGGAAAGUCAACCGGUUACCUACAAGACAUUCCGAAUGUACAGAGUAUUGGGCAAAGGAGGGUUCGGAGAGGUAUGCGCUUGCCAAGUACGAGCCACCGGCAAAAUGUACGCUUGCAAGAAAUUAGAAAAGAAGAGAAUCAAGAAAAGAAAAGGAGAACCGAUGGUUUUAAUCGAGAAACAAAUUUUGCAAAAGAUCAAUUCCAGAUUUGUUGUGAGCUUGGCGUAUGCGUAUGAGACGAAAGAUUUCUUAUGUUUGGUGUUGACCAUUAUGAAUGGAGGGGAUUUAAAAUUCCAUAUUUACAACAUGGGUAACGAGUCCGGAUUCGAUGUAUCUAGAUCGAGAUUUUACGCUGCUGAGGUUCUAUGCGGCCUGGAGCAUCUACACCUGCAAGGUAUCGUUUACAGGGAUUGUAAACCGGAGAAUAUACUAUUGGAUGAUCUCGGCCACGUUAGAAUAUCCGAUUUAGGUUUAGCCAUCGAAAUCAACGAAGGAGACACGGUUCGAGGACGCGUUGGCACCGUAGGAUACAUGGCGCCGGAAGUAAUAGAUAAUGAAAAAUACACCUUUAGUCCAGAUUGGUUCAGUUUCGGGUGCCUAUUGUACGAGAUGAUCGAAGGUCAGGCGCCAUUUAGAGCGCGCAAAGAGAAAGUAAAACGCGAAGAAGUCGAUCGCCGAGUUAAGGAAGAUCAAGAAAAAUAUUCGCAGAAAUUCACCGAAGAGGCUAAAUCGCUUUGCAAACAAUUAUUGAAAAAAUCGCCUAAAACUAGAUUAGGUUGUCAUACGAAUCGUUACGGCGCUAGGGAGGUUAAAAAGCACGAUUUUUUCAAAUGUAUUAAUUGGAAACGAUUAGACGCUGGUUUAGAAGAACCUCCAUUCGUGCCCGAUCCUCAUGCCGUAUAUGCUAAAGAUGUACUCGAUAUCGAACAAUUUUCAACGGUUAAAGGUGUAAAUUUAGAUGCAACCGAUGAUACAUUCUAUUCGAAAUUUAAUACCGGUUCCGUAUCCAUACCUUGGCAAAACGAGAUGAUAGAAACCGGCUGCUUUGAAGAGUUGAAUGUUUUUGGACCGAAUCGAACGCCGACUCCGGAUUUACUGCUCGAUGCUGUGCCAGAAAAAGAACCUGAAGAAGGGUGUUUUCCAUUUAAAAAGAAGAAAAAAAUUCCAGCUCGUGCUAAGCCCAUACCUAUUCCGGUUGAAUAUCUGAAAACUUUACAAGUUACCGAAGAUGGCGGUAGUUGAUCUCUCCAAUAUGUUGUGCGUGAAUUUGUAAUUUUUAAGUUGUUCGUAGUCUCGUGUAUAAUUUGAAUUAACGCCAUCUCAAUUUCAGACAUGUUGUAUUUUUGUUUCGAUUAUUUCCUUUCGCUUCGUUUUACGUUUUUUUUUCGUUCGUUUGAAAUUUUGCUUCUUGAUCUUCGCGUUUAAACUUUAAUUUAUAUUUCUAAAAAAAAAACUGAUAAAAAACCCAAAAAAAAAACACGAAAAAAAUCGUUUAUUUGAAAAAAUAAAAAACGCGUGAAAAUGUAAAAAAAAGUAUUAUUAAAAUUUUGAAUAGACGAAUGUUUCAAGUUUUACUUUUUUUAGUGUACCUUACUUACCUACGUGGCUUAAACGUAACGCGAAGUUGUAAUUAAACGUAUCGCCCCUUCCCUUAUAUUUCUUUUCUUCCCUGUCAAUAAGUUUUGUACGUUUGUGUGUGAGCCCUGUUGAACACGAAUAUUUUGCUAUGGUGUUAAAACUGCAUUUAAAAAUUUUAUUAUUCCUUUGUCGUAAUUUUUAAACAAAGAAAACAAUUUUCGUUUUUCGAUCGUGUGUGUGUAAGUAGUGUUUAGUGUAUAAUGUUAUUAUUUUUGUUGUUGUUUUUUUUUGUUUUUUGGGUAGUGAUGAUUUUAUUACGCGUGAAUCUUUCUAGAGCGACAAAAAACAAAACGAUAGGUGACGAUGUUGCGAAAAGAGAUGCAAUCGUGGCUUCAUUAUUACUUAUAAUUCGAUUGGUAGAAUAUUAAUGCAUAUUUAAUUUUUUUUUUUGAGUCACUACUCUUGGCGGAAUAGUCCGGAAAAUGGGACUAGUUUCUGCGUCGAUCGAAACGAUUAUCAAUUCGACGACGAAAUAUUUGAAAAAAAAAACUAGUUAGCAAACUGGACCAUGCAUGGUAGUUGGUAGUGCAAGAUCAGUGUCAGAGAGAUGAUUAUGCUAAUGGAGAGACCGUGAUAUUGAAAAUGAAGUGGAAGUGGUACCAGUUUUGCGUUGCGUAAGAGUGAUAAAAAAUAUUGUCUUCUGUAAUGUAAAUUCUAACCUAUGAUUGUGUGUAUUUGGUUGUAGUUGUUUUUUUCUUCUUCUUUUUCUUAAGUUAGACGUUUUUUCUUUUAGAAGUUCUGAGAACUUCGACGUAUAUAUUUAUCAUGUUGCAUAAAUGUAUCAUGUAUCGCGAAUAAGGCGACAAUUAGGUAUAAUGGGCCUUUUUAUACGCAGUCUAGGACAUUGAUCUUUAUUGUCAAUCAACGAUCUACCCCCUACGAUGCGAGCAUUUUUUUUUAUUUAUUCAUUUAUUCUUUUUUACCAAUUUAGUGGAAUUUCCUUCGAUUGAACUAUCAAGUCAUUUUAAAUGUUGCUUUUUAUUUGUAUUUUGAAUUUUUUAAAUUUAAAUAUUAUUUUUAGCAUGAGUUUUUUGUUACCUUUUCUGUACUAUAAUCAUUCGUAAAUGUGGUUGAGAAAUUAUUUUUUUUCAUUAUUAAGAAAUUGAAUUUUAACUAGUUGACGUAUAAUAUAUAAAUUUAUAUAUUUUAUUUAUUACAUUAAUUUAGAGUAACGAAACAGUAUUUGUGUGUUUACAUUUUUUUUUCAGAUUUUUUUUUUCUAAUCGGACAAAAAAUUAUUACAACUGAUUCUCAGGAUGGUUUUUUUCUCUACUUCUUUAAGAAACAAGAACAAAAAACUGUUCUCGAAUCGAAUAAAAAUUAUUUUUACGCGUUAUAUUGAAUAAUAAUUUUACAAAAUGGAGGAUUUUUUUCUAACGUCGCGAUGUUUCAAUUAUAAAAAUUUUAUAAUUUUUUACGAUUCGAUGAGUACAUAGAAAAACGAUGUUAUUUUUUUUUUUAAAAAAAAAGAUGUACCUACUACUAUUGUUACUUAUGUGAAUUUUGUUUGGUUUUCGUUCGAUAUUUUUGUCUUUUUUUUUCGUUUUAUUUUGUGUAACUUUUAUAGCGCUUAGAACUAAUUCAUUGGCUGAGGUUGUGAAAAACAACCGUGUCAGAUUUUUUUGUACAUGUGAAAGACUUUUUGAAUAAUCACAUCACCUUGUUGUACUUGUACGCGUUUUUUUUUAAAUUAUUAUUUUUGUUUUUCUGUUCAUUUUACGAUGCCUGUUGAAUAUGUGGGAUUGUUAUUCGCUUUAAUUUCUUUCUCGUUUCUGCCCGCCUUUCGAGAAAUAGUCCGCGAAAGGAUAGAUUUUCAACGAGUUGGAGAUUACUGCAGCUCUGUCUUUCCCCCCCCCCCAACUUUUAAUCUGUUUUGUUUUAUUCUGUACUGUUCUUCUGUAUUUUGUAAAUAGCUGCGAUAAAAGUUCCGUGUUUUUAUUGCUCAACUAGUAUUUGAUAAAUUUUUAUUUUACUUUUUUUUUCUUAUUUUAAUUUUAGAUUCUUUUAUGUUCCGUUUUUAUUAUUAUUUGUGAUUUUAUUUGGUAAUUUUUAUUUGACAAAUAAAAGCAAUUAAAUCAA